UGGAGUGGCACAAAGCGCUUGUAAGACUCACCGUAGGCGGGCGGUGACGCCGCAGCGGGCCAUGACGAUAGAGCUCCGCUGCCUUCGGUCACCUUCAACUUUAGAGUAGGCCAACCACCCUGACAAACCAGCUGCCUCUCAUCACUUUUCCUUCUUUUUUCUCUUACUUGCUUCCUGGCGAUGAGUGUGACGGAUCGAUCUUUCUUCCCUUGAUUUCAGAGUCCCUUACCAUAACCCCGUCGAAAUGCCUCCCUCAAAGCCCAUCAUCCUGCGGUUCGAGAGCCGCAAUGGCCAGUUCCGCUUGACGGUGAGCCCUACAGAGCUCUUCCCUGCAUUGCAGCAAAAGAUCCUAGAGCAACUACCGGACAAUGUCGAACCUUCUUCCAUCGUCCUUUCCAACAAACCUAUAGGCACAGGUGGGCAGGAGAGGAACUUGAGCACUCUACAAGGAGUAUCGAUAGAGAGAGUUGGGUUAUCGCAUGGAGACAAGCUCUUCAUCGGCUAUCAGGAAAAGGGAUCGUUGGCGAACGGCGCUGCAAAUGGCAGUACCAAAUUUGCCCAAACGGAAGCCCGUCGUCUCAAUGGAGCUCCCGUGGAGGAGAAGACUAUCACACUACCCCCGCAGCCCACAUCGCCAUCCGCUCUCAUCAAGAAUCCCUGGGAAGUCGUACAGCAGUCGGCCCUUGAUGACAUGAUGGACAAGAAAGAUGGAAAGAUCCACCGUGGUCGGGACCAGAAGAUGUGCCGCCACGGCCCCAAAGGCAUGUGUGACUACUGCAUGCCGCUCGAACCCUACGCCCCUCAGUAUCUCGCCGAAAAGAAGAUCAAACACCUAUCCUUCCACUCCUACCUGCGCAAGAUCAACCUCUCGACCAACAAACCCGAACUCAAGAGCACAUACAUGCCGCCGCUCAGCGAACCGUAUUACCGAGUAAAACGGAACUGUCCGUCGGGACACCCUCAGUGGCCAGAAGGAAUCUGUACGAAGUGUCAGCCUAGCGCCAUUACACUAAAACCUCAAGAAUUCCGAAUGGUAGACCACGUCGAGUUCUCAUCUCCGGAUCUGAUUAACUCCCUGCUGGACUACUGGCGGAAAUCUGGUGCUCAGCGGUUGGGUUUUCUUUACGGUACCUACGAGGAGUACACUGAAGUCCCUCUAGGCAUCAAGGCUGUAGUUCAGGCUAUCUAUGAGCCACCACAAGUUGGUGAAAUAGAUGGAAUCACACUACAUGACUGGACCAACGAAAAGGAAGUCGACGAAGUUGCUCGGUUAUGCGGCCUCCAGAAGGUUGGGGUAAUAUUUACGGACUUGCUUGAUGCGGGACAAGGGGACGGCACCGUCAUCUGCAAGCGUCACAUGGAUUCAUAUUUCCUUUCUUCGUUGGAGAUUGCUUUCGCCUCCCGGCUACAGGCCAAACAUCCAAAAGCAACAAAGUGGAGCGAGACUGGUCGUUUUGGCUCUAACUUCGUCACUUGCGUGCUCAGUGGAGAUGAAGAGGGUGCCAUCACAAUCAGUGCUUAUCAAGCUUCAAAUUCAGCCGUCGAGAUGGUGAGGGCUGAUAUAGUCGAGCCGUCUGCGGACCCGUCAGUAAUGCUUGUCCAGUCAGAGGAUGACGAGGACGAAGGCAGCAAGGUCCGCUAUAUUCCAGAGGUGUUUUACCGCCGGAUUAAUGAAUACGGCGCCAGCGUUCAAGAAAACGCGAAACCCAGUUUCCCGGUUGAAUACUUGCUAGUGACUUUGACCCAUGGAUUCCCCACAGAAUCUUUCCCCAUGUUUGUUGAUAGCAAUUUCCCUAUCGAGAACCGCGGAGAGAUUGGCGAAAGCCAGGAGCUUCGACAUGUUGCCAGAAAGCUCGUCUCUCAUGGAGAUCCUGACAGAGCCAUUCGUGCAGUAUCGGACUUCCACCUUCUCUGCUUCCUGCAUUCUCUUGGCACUUUUAGCAAGGAUGAGGAAUCACUCUUGUGCCGAGUUGCCGCUAAGCAGGAACCCGCGGAAGGACUGCAAUUGAUAAACACACCCGGAUGGGCGACAUUAGUUACAAUACUUCAGGAGAGCGGUGAGCGGCCCCCCAAGCGCCCUUGGCCCUUCCCAGAUCAAAAUUCUUUGCCGUCAUUUCAUGGCAAAAAGCGUCACCUUUCUGCUGCGUCGAGAUCCGAAUCUCCAUCAGACAGUGAACAACUUGCUAAGAGGUUUAAGGGAGCUAGCCUAGAGUGAUCCGUGAUACCCACGCCGCUACGAACAUAUGCUUCGCUCCGUUCUCCGAUUUGGCAGAUAUUGUCACGACCCUUCCCCGGGGA
Messenger RNA from Paecilomyces variotii, 2298 nucleotides. Its product is annotated as putative endoplasmic reticulum and nuclear membrane proteinc Npl4. Bases 245 to 2215 code for a protein of 656 amino acids. The record is from RefSeq and is a predicted model, not a curated record. NCBI's taxonomy places the organism in Eukaryota, Fungi, Ascomycota, Eurotiomycetes, Eurotiales, Thermoascaceae. Gene Ontology annotation, cellular component: nucleus. Gene Ontology annotation, molecular function: ubiquitin binding; ubiquitin protein ligase binding. The transcript has 4 exons. Gene Ontology annotation, biological process: ubiquitin-dependent protein catabolic process.